This is a messenger RNA of Akanthomyces muscarius, 1173 nucleotides long. RefSeq lists its product as uncharacterized. The transcript is spliced from 3 exons. Lineage: Eukaryota; Fungi; Ascomycota; Sordariomycetes; Hypocreales; Cordycipitaceae. Bases 1 to 1173 code for a protein of 390 amino acids. Gene Ontology annotation, biological process: CDP-choline pathway. The record is from RefSeq and is a predicted model, not a curated record. Gene Ontology annotation, molecular function: choline-phosphate cytidylyltransferase activity; phosphatidylcholine binding. Gene Ontology annotation, cellular component: nuclear envelope.
AUGGCUUCUGCUGCCUCCGCCGCCAGCAAGCGCAAGAGAGCUGGUGUCGCCUCUCCCGAGAGCGCUGCACAGGCUGCUGCUGCCGAAGAAACCCCCAAGAUUCAGAACGGUGGCCCUCAACCUAAGCGGCAGCGGGCCAACUCGGGACGAGCUGUCGAAUCCCAGUCCGACGAGGACAUUGCCGACUCUGAUAACGAAGAGAUUGAGCUUACAUCUCCCCCAAUCGGCGAAAUCAUCCACCCCGCCGGUGGUUACCGAACCAACUCUCCUCCCGUUGGCCGGCCCGUCCGUGUCUACGCCGACGGUGUCUUUGAUCUCUUCCAUCUUGGUCAUAUGCGCCAGCUCGAGCAGGCCAAGAAUGCUUUCCCCAACACGACCCUCGUUUGCGGUGUCACCGGCGACGUCGAGACACACAACCGCAAGGGCCUCACCGUCAUGUCUGCCAAGGAGCGUGCCGAGUCGCUCCGCCAUUGCAAGUGGGUUGACGAGGUGAUUGAGGACUGCCCGUGGAUCGUCACCCGUGAGUUCCUCGAGGAGCACCGUCUCGACUACGUUGCCCACGACGACCUCCCCUACGGCGCCGACGAGGGCGAUGACAUCUACCAGCCUAUAAAGGAGGCUGGCAAGUUCCUCGUCACUCAGCGCACCGAGGGCGUCAGCACCACUGGCCUCAUCACCAGAAUCGUUCGCGACUACGAGAAGUACAUCAGCCGUCAGUUCAAGCGUGGCACCUCUCGCCAGGAGCUCAACGUCAGCUGGCUCAAGAAGAACGAGCUUGAUAUCAAGCGCCACGUCCAGGAGCUUCGCGAUAACAUCACGAACAACUGGUCCAGCACUGGACAGGAGCUCAGCCGCGAACUGCGCCAGUUCUGGCCCACCAGCCGUCCUCAGAGCCCUGCCCGCUUCUCCCAGAGUACCAGCGACCUGGCCCGAUCCCCCACGACCCCCGGCGGCUCCAACUCGAAAGAGUUUGUCACCGGAUACGCUCUCGGCCUCGUUGGCGGUGUCCGCUCCUGGAUGACCAAGAACCGCCGCACCGUGCGUGAUGCCCGUCCACCUAGCGACGACGACUCGGAGGAGAGCGACGAGCAGGCUGCUAAUGGCAGCCGCAAGGCUUCUCAGAGCCAUAUUAUCUCUCCCACGCCAACCAAGCCUGCUGCCACCAAGGCUUAA